This is a messenger RNA of Arachis ipaensis, 2287 nucleotides long. Its product is annotated as F-box/kelch-repeat protein At3g23880-like. Lineage: Eukaryota; Viridiplantae; Streptophyta; Magnoliopsida; Fabales; Fabaceae. The record is from RefSeq and is a predicted model, not a curated record.
CCACAAAACAAAAAGAGAAGGAGCAUGGAGAGGAAGGACAUGGGCAUGAAUGACAUCCUCCCUCCGGAGCUCAUUCACCGAAUCUUUCUAAGGGUACCCGCCAAAGACUUGUUUCGCCUCAGAUUCGUUUCAAAACUUUGGCACUCUCUCAUAUCCGAUGGACACUUUGCGGAAUCGCAUUACAACCUCUACUCUGCCGCAUCUUCCCAUUCGUACUACUUCUUGGUACAUGACUAUACUAAAGCUUGCUUUGUUCAGCUCCACACGCUAUUUGAUGUUCCAGCAGCACCAACAACACUCAAAGAGGUAUCUCUCCCUCCCAAGAAGAACUCAUUUCUCGUUCUCGUCUCAUGGGAUCCUGCAGAGGCUUUCUUCUCUUCAACGAGCAACCACAUUUUCUUGUUAUAUGGAACCCACUGACUGGAUCCAGCAAAACAAUAUCCUACUCUCAUAUCGUUUCUCGUAUUAAGAUCCCUCUCGUUAUUAAUCCCGAUCAUAAAGUUCCAUAUGGAUUUGGUUUCGAUGCAUCACGUGAUGACUAUUUAGUAGUUCUAUCUUGGCCUGAUAACUACAACCAACACCACUUAGAUUGCUUUUCAUUGAGGACCAAUUCAUGGAUUAAUCUCGAUGCAGCGCUCCCCAAAUCCAUGGGCACGUGGAAGCAGCAAUUUUAUGGGUUGUUCUUACAUGGCGCUAUUCAUUGGUUGUGUUACUCUAGUCAAGAUUACAUUGAUGAUGCUAUUCUUAUCUUUGAUUUGAAGGAAAGGAGUUUCUCAAAGAUAUCUAUGCCAAAACAACUCGUAGGGUGUUCUCCCAUCAAUCUCACCAUAUUAGGAGGGUGCCUAGCCCUGUAUUGGUAUCACGACGAUAUAACUGAGAUAUGGGUUAUGAAAGAAUAUAAAGUGCCGUCAUCUUGGAUUUUAAUAUGUGAGAUUCCUUGUGGUAAUUAUUUGCCUCUAUGCAUAUCCAAUGGAAGUAACAUUAUUGCGCUAAAUUUUGAACUGGGGUAUGUAAAUUUAAGGUUUACCAAAUAUAAUGUCAGUGAAAAGCUUCUAAAUUAUUCUCCUUUUUCCCUUUCUCACUAUCAUUACACCUAUGGAAGUUACUGUGUACAUACAGAUAGUCUCUUGCCAUUUCCCGGUGACGUUAAGGAUAAGGAUAAAAAGAAGAAAACUGACCAUUGAACUCGCCAAGAAUGUUUCGAACAACUUGAUGAAAGAAAGAGUAUCAGGAGCGAGCAUAUAUGGGUGAACCGGUUAAGAGUUGUGAAUAAAGUGUAGCGUUCACAAUUGAGCAUGAAGAAGUUUGAAGAAACUUCAAUUUUAUUUUGCUUUGAAGUAUGAUUUUCUUUCCAAAUUUUGCAUUGUAAGUUAGUUUUAUACUACUUGGUGUAAGUUUGGUGCAUUGGCCUUUGGAAUUUAUAAGUUAAUUUUGUUGAGAUCUGUAGUUGAAAUUUUUUGAAGUUAAAGUUCUUUAAAAAAACACUAAACUUUCUUUUUUCCUCUCCUUGGGUGUAGGGAGAAAAUAAAUGAUCUUGUUCGGGGAAAUUUACAUAGAUGCUUUUCGUCAAUUUUCUUCUUGUCCUACUAAGAUAUAUGAAUCAAUAUCUUGAUUAAAUGGCUGCAUAUUUUGAUGCCAGAAUCGAGCAUUUUAUUUGUGGUUUCAAGAGCUAUAGAUGAGGUGGUGAAUUCUAAAAUGUUACAUAAAAACCAUUUUAGUGUGAAGGGUAAAAUUGGACCUGCCUUUGACUAAAAAAACUCCAGAGAAAAUGCAUGUUCAAGAUUCCCCCUUAUGAUUAUCAUUUGUCAGCUUACUUUCACAACUCUUUAAUUUUGUCUGCUGUUGCAUGAAGAAACUGUCAUUUUGCUCAUGACUUCUCAAUCAAUUUGGGAAUUUUCUUUUUCUUUUUAUUUUUUUUAACCGAACUCAACUAGAUUUUUAUUGAUUUGUUUGAACCGGCUCAAUCACUUUUUUUUAAUAGAUAAAUUCCUCUAUUUUGUUGUAAGUUAUCUUGUUUCUAUAUACUAAUUGCAAGGGAGAAGUCAAAAAUAUAUCAAUAGACAAGGGCAACGAGGGACCUAAACAAGACUACAAGUAAUCAAGUAUACAUUCAAAGCAAUUUUACUCGGGUGUAAAAAUAUACCAUGGUAUUGGACACAAGCAUAUUAGCUACAUGAUGAUACAUGUUCAUGAUGCAAUUACGACAAAGUGAGAAACCACUAUAUUACAAAAUUGGGUAAACAUGAAGCACAACACAUCAACACAAAUAUACACGUACUUUUUUUUU